UCUCGAUACUGGACAUGUAAGCAGAAUCUGGAAAUAAACUGGAUGCUAAGGUUGUUAUAACACUGUAACAACUAAUUUAAAGUGUUGUCUUUCAUCAAUACAGAUAGGCUGUUCUCAUUUACGUACUUCAUAGUAGUACAAAUUUUGAAUGUGAUCCUAUAUGAUAAGUGUGUGUUGGCAUAAUACUUCUUGUAUUUGUGAGGUUAUAUGUUUAUUUAUUUGAAAGAUUUAUUUGAAAGAUUUUGCUCUAAAAACAAGUUUAAGAAUCACUGCACUGGUUCAUUCUGCCUCAUUUUAAGGCUUAAAUUUGAAUUGUGAAACUUAUCCUAGGUGUGGUUCCUGGAAUUUUAGUAACUGCUACAAGUUGGUACUCUUCAUGGGUGCAUUGCUUCCACUUGAUUGGCUAUCCUCAGGGAUUAGCAGUUGAAAGCAGAAAUAAUAGGAACUAAUCAAUAUUUUGACCCAUGAAAAUAAAAAUCUAAAAUUUAUGUUUAGCUUUAUAAUACCAGAUUAGGAAUAACUUGCUGCCUUACAAAACUCAUUGCUAUAAUAUAAUAGACGUAAAUGUUUUUUUCUUGCAACUUGAAUCAAAUAGCUUUACCCAUCAAUGUUGCCAGUUCAGACAAACAUUAUUUAGCCACAUUUAUUUUUGUACUCCAUCCCCUUAGUCUAUAGAAAAGGACACUGUUUUACCUAGGUCCUUUAGUGGUUUUUGUUUUUGCUGAGUAAAAUGUUACAGCCCCUUUCUCCUCACCUCCUCCCCAGUCCACCAUAGUGGAUAGUCACGUGGUUCCCUUACAAACUUUUUGAGGUCUCUGCUCAAAAGUCACCUUAGUAGUUGAGCUCUCUUCCAUCACCCUAUAAAAAAUAGCAAACCUCCCCCGCCACUGCUCUCAUCCUAUUUUCCUUGCUUCAUUUUCUCCGUAGCACUCGUUUUGUGACAGAGUAUUUACUUGUUUAUUUGCUUACUGUCUUUUUCCUUUUUAGAAUGUAAGUUCAUAAGGUGGAGUCGUUGUCUCCUGCUAUAUCGCUAGCACAUUGAGCAGGUACUCAGUAAACGUUUGAAUGAAUGUACGAGUCUUGGGUUUCCUUUCCUGCUGGUUCUGAAGUUCUGGUUAGAUUAUAAGAGUGUCUUCAAAUUUCUUCCUAUAUCUCUUAAAAUAAUUUUGACAACUUGUGUACCCUUUUGGACAGUUAUAAAUCAAUAUUUAAUAUUUGUUACAAUUUUAAGUAAAGUUGCACAGGAUGUAAUUUUUGGCAUAUUGUAAAUACCAUAAAAUUGUUACAUCACUCUUUUAAAAGCAUCACACAAUUUGAUCCCCAUCAGUAUUUAUUUGAAACAUACAUGCACACAUUCUUAUUUAUAGUCAGGCAUUUUUUAAUUAUUCUCUUUCUUCUUCAAAAGAGAAUUGCAAUUUGUUUCCAUUCUACUUUCACCACAUGAAUUUCUCCUAAUGUGAUACUUCUAUGCUUGAAAUAAUUUAAGUCAUCCUAUUAUACUUGCAAUAAAACACAUACAUACCUCUUAUGAGAAAAAUGCUCAGCAAACUAGGAAUAGAAGAGAGCUUUCUUAACAUGAUAAAUAAAGGGCAUUUAUGGAAAACUACAGCUAACUAUGUAGUAAAUUGUGAAAGACUGAAAGCUUUUUUUCUAAGAUUAGGAGCAAGACAAAGAUACCUGCUUUUGCCACUACUGUUCAAUAUUGUACUAGAAGUUUUAGCUAGAGUACUUAGGCAAGAAAAAUAAAUAAAAGAUAUCCACAUUGAAAAGGAAGAAGUAAAACUAUAUUUGCAGAUGGCAUGGUUCCAUACAUAGAAAACUCCCAAAGAAUCCUCAUGUACAAGAUACUUAUUAAGUGAAUUCAGCAAAUUUUCAGGUUUCAAGACAAUUAUAAAAUAAUUAGUUGUAGUUUUUACACCUGCAAUGAAAACUCUUAAAAAGAAAUACAGAAAAACAUUUGUUUACAAAGGUAUCUAAAAGAACAAAAUAUUGAGGAAUAAAUUUAGCCAACGAAGCAAAAUAUUUAUACACUGAAAACUACAAAAUAUUGCUGGAAGAAAUUUCAGAAUCAUGGAUUGCAAGACUUAAUGCUGUUAAGGUGGCGGGACCACCGAAAGCAAUCUGCAGAUUCAAUACAAUGCCUAUCAAAAUUUCAAAAGGAAAAGUUGAUUCUCAAAUUUCAUAUGUAAUACAACAGGCCCUGAAUAGCCAAAACAAUACUGAAAAAGAAAAACAAAUUUGGAGAAUUCAGUUUCUGAUUUCAGAAGUUACUAUGAAGCUAUAGUAAUGUAAACAGGGUGGUAUUGGUAUAAGGAUAGACACAUAGGCCCAUACAUGUACGGCCAGUUGAUUUUCUGCAAGGGUGCUAAGACCAUUUAAUAGUGGGUAGUCUUUUCAACAAAUGGUGCUGGGACAAAUGGAUAUUCACAAGUAGAGAAAUGAAGCUGGACUCAUACAUCAUUCCAUAUAUAGAAAUUAAGUUAAAGCUCUUAGAAAACCAUAAAAUUCUUAGAUAAAAACAUAGGGAUAAAUCUUCAUGACCUUAUAUCUGGCAAUGGAUUUUCAGCUAUGACACCAGAAGCACAAGCACCAAAAGCAAAAAUAGACAAAUUGAAAUUCAUCAAAAUUAAAAGCUUUCAUGCAUCAAAGGACAUUAUCAAGAAAGUGAAAAGGUCAAUGAAUGGUCAUUGAAGAUAAGAAAGGAAAUGAGAGUUGUUGACAGGCAAAUACGAGAUAUCCAAAGAGAAGAAGAAAAAGUAAAACGGUCAGUGAAAGAUGCUGCCAAGAAGGGCCAGAAAGACGUCUGUGUAGUUUUGGCCAAGGAGAUGAUCAGGUCAAGGAAGGCUGUGAGCAAGCUCUAUGCUUCCAAAGCUCACAUGAACUCUGUGCUCAUGGGGAUGAAGAACCAGCUGGCGGUUUUGCGAGUGGCCGGUUCCCUACAGAAGAGCACAGAAGUGAUGAAGGCCAUGCAGAGCCUUGUGAAGAUCCCAGAAAUCCAGGCCACUAUGAGGGAGCUAUCCAAAGAGAUGAUGAAGGCUGGCAUCAUAGAAGAAAUGUUAGAGGAUACUUUUGAAAGCAUGGAUGAUCAGGAAGAAAUGGAAGAAGCAGCAGAAAUGGAAAUUGACAAAAUUCUGUUUGAAAUCACAGCAGGGGCCUUGGGCAAAGCACCUAGUAAAGUGACCGACGCCCUUCCGGAGCCUGAACCUUCAGGAGCCAUGGCUGCAUCAGAAGAUGAGGAGGAAGAAGAGGCCCUGGAGGCCAUGCAGUCCCGUCUGGCCACACUCCGCAGCUAGUGGCUGCCCAGCUGGGCCCUCAGGCUCUUUCACAGCCCACCUACUGGGAGUGGGCACACUCCUCUGAAGCAGUCACCAUGUUAUGUAUCUCUUGCACUACACCUCUAAGGCACUUUUAUUCUGAGAAGGUUCUCUGCUCAUAUCUCUUCACUUUGCAGAGGUUUGGGGAUCUCAAUGGGAUUGUCCUUGAGAGUUGGGGUUAUAAAUGCAUCAUUUUCAGGGGUAUAAAUAGAAGCAUCCUUUUGGGGGGGAGGGCAAAGGAAUCUAACUUCAUGCGAUGCAUCAUUUUCAGGAGCAUAAACAGAAGUAUCUUUUGGAGGGAAAGGCAAAGGAAUCUGUCUUCUCCCGAAGCACUUCUGAGGAUAGAGUUGGCCUGAAUGUUGAGGACUCUCCAUUUUUUUGUCUCUAAACACUAUAUAAAAUGGAUUUUAAUAAAUUUUUGCUUUAACACUUGG
This is a messenger RNA of Panthera uncia (snow leopard), 3748 nucleotides long. It is a transcript of the gene CHMP3, whose product is annotated as charged multivesicular body protein 3. The transcript has 6 exons. The record is from RefSeq and is a predicted model, not a curated record. Lineage: Eukaryota; Metazoa; Chordata; Mammalia; Carnivora; Felidae. Gene Ontology annotation, cellular component: ESCRT III complex; multivesicular body. Gene Ontology annotation, biological process: protein transport; endosome transport via multivesicular body sorting pathway; late endosome to vacuole transport. Bases 2706 to 3293 code for a protein of 195 amino acids.